UCAGGAGCGCAGACAAGUGAGGUCUCAGUCCAAGAAACCAAAUCUUCCACAGCCUCCUCAUUAUUCAGCACAGAGACACCAUCAGCAAUGCCAGUCACAGGUGACGACAAGCCUGUGACAGGUGGAACAGAGAGUUCUUCUGUAACACCUUUUUCAGGGACACCAGUGGUUGGCACUGUAGUGAGUCCAACAGAUGAGGAUGUUUCAGGUGACCAAGCUUCAACAAUGUUCACCAUGACCUCCCAGGCCACAGCUACAUCUUCACCAUAUAGCACAGUGGCAACAACAACAAUAUCUUCUGUAACAUUGUCUUCAGUUUCAGAGGAACAUGAGACGAGUACAAGUGGUGAAACCACAACAGUGCAGUCCAGUCCUUCCUUCAGUGAAUCAACAAUAACACCUGAAGUAACAUCCUUGCUUUCAACCACCUUUAUUGAGAGUUCAGGGGACGGCACAACCGAUUUCACUGAUGAGUCCCUUAUUCCAGCAACCACUGCCUCCUCAUUUUCCAGCACUGUGUCUCCACAUGUUACAUCAUUCCUUGAAACUGACACAAGUGAUUCUCCAAAACCAGCUGUCACAGCUGCUUCAUCUCUGUACAGUACUGAGAGACCAACUUCAAUGUCACCUGAAAUUAAAGAGACUCCAUCCACAAGUGAGACUGAGACGUUAACAGCUUCACCAAGGUCUAGCUCUACAACAGAAGAGGAGGACAGCUCAGGAGCACAGACAAGUAAGGUCUCAGCCCAAGAAACCAAAUCUCCUGCAGCAUCCUCAUUAUUCAGCACAGAGACACCAUCAGCAAUGCCAGUCACAGGUGAUGACAAGACUGUGACAGGUGGAACAGAGAGUUCUUCAGUAACACCUUUUUCAGAGACACCAGUGGUUGGCACUGUAGUGAGUUCGACAGAUGAGGAUGUUUCAGGUGACCAAGCUUCAACAAUGUUCACCAUGACCUCCCAGGCCACAGCUACAUCUUCACCAUAUAGCACAGAGACAACAACAACAUCUUCUGUAACAUCAUCUUCAGUUUCACAGGAAAGUGAGAAGAGUACAAGUGGUGAAACCACAACAGUGCAGUCCAGUCCUUCCUUCAGUGAAUCAACGGUAGCACCUGACGGAACAUCACUGCUUUCAACCACGUUUGUUGAGAGCUCAGGGGAUGGCACAACCGAUUUCACUGAUGACUCCCAUCUUUCAGCAACCACUGCCUCCUCAUUUUCCAGCACUGUGUCUCCACAUGUUACAUCAUCACUUGAAACUGACACAAGUGGUUCUCCCAAAACAGCUGUCACAUCUGCUUCAUCUCUGUACAGUACUGAGAGACCACCUUCAAUGUCCCCUGAAACCAAAGAGACUCCAUCCACAAGUGAGACUGAGACGUUAUCAGCUACACCAAGCUCUAGCUCUACAACAACAGAGGAGGACAUCUCAGGAGCGCAGACAAGUGAGGUCUCAGUCCAAGAAACCAAAUCUUCCACGGCCUCCUCAUUAUUCAGCACAGAGACACCAUCAGCUAUGCCAGUCACAGGUGACGACAGGACUGUGACAGGUGGAACACAGCAUCCCUCAGUAACACCUUUUUCAGAGACACCAGUGGUUGGCACUGUAGUGAGUUCGACAGAUGAGGAUGUUUCAGGUGACCAAGCUUCAACAAUGUUCACCAUGACCUCCCAGGCCACAGCUAAAUCUUCACCAUAUAGCACAGAGACAACAACAAAAUCUUCUGUAACAUCAACUUCAAUUUCAGAGGAACGAGAGACGAGUACAAGUGGUGAAACCACAACAGUGCAGUCCAGUCCUUCCUUCAGUGAAUCAACAAUAACACCUGAUGGAACAGCCCUGCUUUCAACCAUCUUUAUUGAGAGUUCAGGGGAUGGCACAACCGAUUUCACUGAUGAGUCCCAUCUUUCAGCAACCACUGCCUCCUCAUUUUCCAGCACUGUGUCUCCAUCUGUUACAUCAUCACUUGAAACUGACACAAGUGGUUCUCUCAAAUCAGCAGUCACAGCUGCUUCAUCUCUGUACAGUACUGAGAGACCAACUUCAGUGUACCCUGAAACCAAAGAGACUCCAUCCACAAGUGAGACUGAGACGUUAUCAGCUUCACCGAGGUCUAGCUCUACAACAACAGAGGAGGACAGCUCAGGAGCACAAACAAGUGAGGUCUCAGCCCAAACAUCCAAAACUCCCACAGCCUCCUCAUUGUUCAGCACAGAGACACCAUCAGCAAUGCCAGUCACAGGUGAUGACAGGACUGUGACAGGUGGAACAGAGAGUCCCUCAGUAACACCAUUUUCAAGGACACCAGUGGUUGGCACUGUAGUGGGUUCGACAGAUGAGGAUGUUUCAGGUGACCAAGCUUCAACAAUGUUCACCAUGACCUCCCAGGCCACAGCUCCAUCUUCACCAUAUAGCACAGAGACAACAACAACAUCUUCUGUAACAUCAUCUUCAAUUUCAAAGGAACGUGAGAGGAGUACAAGUGGUGAAACCACAACAGUGCAGUCCAGUCCUUCCUUCAGUGAAUCAACAAUAACACCUGACGGAACAUCCCUGCUUUCAACGAUGUUUGUUGAGAGCUCAGGGGAUGGCACAACCGAUUUCACUGAUGACUCCCAUCUUUCAGCAUUCACUGCCUCCUCAUUUUCCAGCACUGUGUCUCCACAUGUUACAUCAUCACUUGCAACUGACACAAGUGGUUCUCCAAAAUCAGCAGUCACAGCUGCUUCAUCUCUGUACAGUACUGAGAGACCGACUUCUAUGUCCCUUGAAACUAAAGAGACUCCAUCCACAAGUGAGACUGAGACAUUAUCAGCUUCACCAAGGUCUACCUCUACAACAGUAGAGGAGGACAGCUCAGGAGCACAGACAAGUGAGGUCUCAGCCCAAGAAACCAAAUCUCCCACAGCCUCCUCAUUGUUUAGCACAGAGACACCAUCAGCAAUGCCAGUCACAGGUGACGACAGGACUGUGACAGGUGAAACUGAGAGUCCCUCAGUAACACCUUUUUCAGGGACACCAGUGUUUGGCACUGUUUUGAGUCUGACAGAUGAGGAUGUUUCAGGUGACCAAGCUUCAACAAUGUUCACCAUGACCUCCCAGGCCACAGCUACAUCUUCACCAUAUAGCACAGAGGCAACAACAACAAUAUCUUCUGUACCAUUGACUUCAGUUUCAGAGGAAAGUGAGAGGAGUACAAGUGGUGAAACCACAACAGUGCAGUCCAGUCCGUCCUUCAGAGAAUCAAUGAUAACACCUGACGGAACAUCCCUGCUUUCGACCAUCUUUAUUGAGAGUUCAGGGGACGGCACAACCGAUUUCACUGAUGACUCCCAUCUUUCAGCAACCACUGCCUCCUCAUUUUCCAGCACUGGGUCCCCAUCUGUUACAUCAUCACUUGCAACUGACACCAGUGGUUCUCCCAAAUCAGCAGUCACAGCUGCUUCAUCUCUUUACAGUACUGAGAGACCAACGUCUAUGUCCCCUGAAACUAAAGAGACUCCAUCCACAAGUGAGACUGAGACGUUAUCAGCUUCACCCAGGUCUAGCUCUACAACAGUAGAGAAGGACAUCUCAGGAGCACAGACAAGUGAGGUCUCAGCCCAAGAAACCAAAUCUCCCACAGCCUCCUCAUUGUUCAGCACAGAGACACCAUCAGCAAUGCCAGUCACAGGUGAUGACAAGCCUGUGACAGGUGGAACAGAGAGUUCUUCAGUAACACCUUUUUCAGAGACACCAGUGGUUGGCACUGUAGUGAGUUCGAGAGAUGAGGAUGUUUCAGGUGACCAAGCUUCAACAAUGUUCACCAUGACCUCCCAGGCCACAGCUACAUCUUCACCAUAUAGCACAGUGGCAACAACAACAAUAUCUUCUGUAACAUUGCCUUCAGUUUCAGAGGAACGUGAGAGGAGUACAAGUGGUGAAACCACAACAGUGCAGUCCAGUCCUUCCUUCAGUGAAUCAACAAUAACACCUGAUGGAACAGCCCUGCUUUCAACCAUCUUUAUUGAGAGUUCAGGGGACGGCACAACCGAUUUCACUGAUGAAUCCCUUCUUCCAGCAACUACUGCCUCCUCAUUUUCCAGCACUGUGUCUCCACAUGUUACAUCAUCACUUGCAACUGACACAAGUGGUUCUCCAAAACCAGCUGUCACAGCUGCUUCAUCUCUGUACAGUACUGAGAGACCAAUGUCAGUGUCACCUGAUAGUGACCAGACUCGAUCCACAAGUGAGACUGAGACGUUAUCAGCCACACCAAGCUCUAGCUCUACGACAACAGAGGAGGACAUCUCAGGACCACAGACAAGUGAGGUCUCAGCCCAAGAAUCCAAAUCUCCCACAUCCUCCUCAUUAUUCAGCACAGAGACACCAUCAGCAAUGCCAGUCAGAGGUGAUGACAGGACUGUGACAGGUGGAACACAGCAUCCCUCAGUAACACCUUUCUCAGGGACACCAGUGUUUGGCACUGUAGUGAGUCCGACAGAUGAGGAUGUUUCAGGUGACCAAGCUUCAACAAUGUUCACCAUGACCUCCCAGGCCACAGCUCCAUCUUCACCAUAUAGCACAGAGGCAACAACAACAAUAUCUUCUGUACCAUUGACUUCAGUUUCAGAGGAAAGUGAGAGGAGUACAAGUGGUGAAACCACAACAGUGCAGUCCAGUCCUUCCUUCAGUGAAUCAACAAUAACACCUGAAGUAACAUCCUUGCUUUCAACAAUCUUUAUUGAGAGUUCAGGGGACGGCACAUCCGAUUUAACUGAUGAGUCCCUUAUUCCAGCAACAACUGCCUCCUCAAUUUCCAGCAAUGUGUCACCACAUCUUACGUCAUCACUUAAAACCGACACAAGUGGUUCUCCCAAAACAGCUGUCACAGCUGCUUCAUCUCUGUACAGUACUGAGAGACCGACUUCUAUGUCCCUUGAAACUAAAGAGACUCCAUCCACAAGUGAGACUGAGACAUUAUCAGCUACACCGAGGUCUAGCUCUACGACAACAGUGGAGGACAGCUCAGGAGCACAGACAAGUGAGGUCUCAGUCCACGAAACCAAAUCUCCCACAGCCUCCUCAUUGUUCAGCACAGAGACACCAUCAGCAAUGCCAGUCACAGGUGACGACAGGACUGUGAUAGGUGAAACGGAGAGUCCCUCAGUAACACCUUUUUCAGGGACACCAGUGUUUGGCACUGUAAUGAGUCCGACAGAUGAGGAUGUUUCAGGUGACCAAGCUUCAACAAUGUUCACCAUGACCUCCCAGGCCACAGCUCCAUCUUCACCAUAUAGCACAAAGGGAACAACGUCUUGUGUAACAUUGACUUCAGUUUCGGAGGAAAGUGAGAAGAGUACAAGUGGUGAAACCACAACAGUGCAGUCCAGUCCUUCCUUCAGUGAAUCAACAAUAAAACCUGACGGAACAUCCCUGCUUUCAACCACCUUUAUUGAGAGUUCAGGAGACGGCACAACCGAUUUUACUGAUGAGUCCCUUAUUCCAGGAACCACUGCCUCCUCAUUUUCCAGCACUGUGUCUCCAUCUGUUACAUCAUCACUUUCAACUGACACAAGUGGUUCAACCAAAACAUUUGUCACAGCUGCUUCAUCUCUGUACAGUACUGAGAGACCAACUUCAGUGUCCCCUGAAACCAAAGAGACUCCAUCCACAAGUGAGACUGAGACGUUAACAGCUUCACCAAUGUCUAGCUCUACAACAGUAGAGGAGGACAGCUCAGGAGCACAGACAAGUGAGGUCUCAGCCCAAGAAACCAAAUCUCCCACAGCCUCCUCAUUGUUCAGCACAGAGACACCAUCAGCUAUGCCAGUCACAGGUGACGACAGGACUGUGACAGGUGAAACGGAGAGUCCCUCAGUAACACCUUUUUCAGGGUCACCAGUGGUUGGCACUGUAUUGAGUUCAACAGAUGAGGAUGUUUCAGGUGACCAAGCUUCAACAAUGUUCACCAUGACCUCCCAGGCCACGGCUAAAUCUUCACAAUAUAGCACAGAGGCAACAACAAUAUCUUCUGUAACAUCAUCUUCAGUUUCAGAGGAAAGUGAGACGAGUUCAGGUGGUGAAACCACAACAGUGCAGUCCAGUCCUUCCUUCAGUGAAUCAAUAAUAACACCUGACGGAACAUCCCUGCUUUCAACCAUCUUUUUUGAGGGUUCAGGGGACGGCACAACCGAUUUCACUGAUGAUUCCCAUCCUUCAGCUACUCCUGCCUCCUCAUUUUCCAGCACUGUGUCCCCAUCUGUUACAUCAUUCCUUGAAACUGACACAAGUGGUUCUCCAAAAUCAGCUGUCACAGCUGCUUCAUCUCUGUACAGUACUGAGAGACCGACUUCUAUGUCCCUUGAAACUAAAGCAACUCCAUCCACAAGUGAGACUGAGACAUUAUCAGCUACACCGAGGUCUAGCUCUACGACAACAGUGGAGGACAUCUCAGGAGCACAGACAAGUGAGGUCUCAGUCCACGAAACCAAGUCUCCCACAGCCUCCUCAUUGUUCAGCACAGAGACACCAUCAGCAAUGCCAGUCACAGGUGACGACAGGACUGCGACAGGUGAAACUGAGAGUCCCUCAGUAACACCUUUUUCAGGGACACCAGUGUUUGGCACUGUUUUGAGUCUGACAGAUGAGGAUGUUUCAGGUGACCAAGCUUCAACAAUGUUCACCAUGACCUCCCAGGCCACAGCUCCAUCUUCACCAUAUAGCACAGAGGCAACAACAACAAUAUCUUCUGUACCAUUGACUUCAGUUUCACAGGAAAGUGAGAGGAGUACAAGUGGUGAAACCACAACAGUGCAGUCCAGUCCGUCCUUCAGAGAAUCAGUGAUAACACCUGACGGAACAUCCCUGCUUUCGACCAUCUUUAUUGAGAGUUCAGGGGACGGCACAACCGAUUUCACUGAUGAGUCCCUAAUUCCAGCAACUACUCCCUCCUCAAUUUCCAGCACUGUGUCUCCACAUGUUACAUCAUCACUUGAAACCGACACAAGUGGUUCUCCAAGAACAGCUGUCACAGCUGCUUCAUCUCUUUACAGUACUGAGGGACCAACUUCUAUGUCCCCUGAAACAAAAGAGACUCCAUCCACAAGUAAGACUGAGACAUUUUCAGCUACACCAAGCUCUAGCUCUACGACAACAGAGGAGGACAGCUCAGGAGCACAGACAAGUGAGGUCUCAGCCCAAGAAACAGAAUCUCCCACAGCCCCCUCAUUGUUCAGCACAGAGACACCAUCAGCAAUACCAGUCACAGGUGACGACAGGACUGUGACAGGUGGAACAGAGAGUCCCUCAGUAACACCUUUUUCAGGGACACCAGUGGUUGGCACUGUAGUGAGUUCAACAGAUGAGGUUGUUUCAGGUGACCAAGCUUCAACAAUGUUCACCAUGACCUCCCAGGCCACAGCUCCAUCUUCACCAUAUAGCACAGAGGCAACAACAACAAUAUCUUCUGUACCAUUGACUUCAGUUUCACAGGAAAGUGAGAGGAGUACAAGUGGUGAAACCACAACAGUGCAGUCCAGUCCUUCCUUCAGUGAAUCAACAAUAACACCUGAAGUAACAUCCCUGCUUUCAACCAUCUUUAUUGAGAGUUCAGGGGACGGCACAACCGAUUUCACUGAUGAGUCCCUUAUUCCAGCAACCACUGCCUCCUCAUUUUCCAGCACUGUGUCUCCAUCUGUUACAUCAUCACUUGCAACUGACACAAGUGGUUCUCCCAAAACAUUUGUCACAGCUGCUUCAUCUCUGUACAGUACUGAGAGACCAACUUCUAUGUCCCCUGAAACCAAAGAGACUCCAUCCACAAGUGAGACUGAGACGUUAUCAGCUUCACCAAUGUCUAGCUCUACAACAGUAGAGGAGGACAGCUCAGGAGCACAGACAAGUGAGGUCUCAGCCCAAGAAACCAAAUCUCCCACAGCCUCCUCAUUGUUCAGCACAGAGACACCAUCAGCUAUGCCAGUCACAGGUGACGACAGGACUGCGACAGGUGAAACAGAGAGUCCCUCAGUAACACCUUUUUCAGGGACACCAGUGGUUGGCACUGUUUUGAGUCCGACAGAUGAGGAUGUUUCAGGUGACCAAGCUUCAACAAUGUUCACCAUGACCUCCCAGGCCACAGCUCCAUCUUCACCAUAUAGCACAGAGGCAACAACAACAAUAUCUUCUGUAACAUUGUCUUCAGUUUCAGAGGAAAGUGAGAAGAGUACAAGUGGUGAAACCACAACAGUGCAGUCCAGUCCUUCCUUCAGUGAAUCAACAAUAAAACCUGACGGAACAUCCCUGCUUUCAACCAUCUUUUUUGAGAGUUCAGGGGACGGCACAACCGAUUUCACUGAUGAGUCCCUAAUUCCAGCAACUACUCCCUCCUCAAUUUCCAGCACUGUGUCUCCACAUGUUACAUCAUCACUUGAAACCGACACAAGUGGUUCUCCAAGAACAGCUGUCACAGCUGCUUCAUCUCUUUACAGUACUGAGAGACCAACUUCUAUGUCCCCUGAAACAAAAGAGACUCCAUCCACAAGUAAGACUGAGACAUUUUCAGCUACACCAAGCUCUAGCUCUACGACAACAGAGGAGGACAGCUCGGGAGCACAGACAAGUGAGGUCUCAGCCCAAGAAACAGAAUCUCCCACAGCCCCCUCAUUGUUCAGCACAGAGACACCAUCAGCUAUGCCAGUCACAGGUGACGACAGGACUGUAACAGGUAGAACGGAGCAUCCCUCAGUAACACCUUUUUCAGGGACACCAGUGGUUGGCACUGUAAUGAGUCCGACAGAUGAGGAUGUUUCAGGUGACCAAGCUUCAACAAUGUUCACCAUGACCUCCCAGGCCACAGCUACAUCUUCACCAUAUAGCACAGAGGCAACAACAACAAUGUCUUCUGUAACAUUGACUUCAGUUUCAGAGGAUAGUGAGGGGAGUACAAGUGGUGACACCACAACAGCGCAGUCCAGUCCUUCCUUCAGUGAAUCAACAAUAACACCUGAAGUAACAUCCUUGCUUUCAACAAUCUUUAUUGAGAGUUCAGGGGACAGCACAUCCGAUUUCACUGAUGACUCCCAUCUUUCAGCAACCACUGCCUCCUCAUUUUCCAGCACUGUGUCUCCACAUGUUACAUCAUCACUUGAAACCGACACAAGUGGUUCUCCAAGAACAGCUGUCACAGCUGCUUCAUCUCUGUACAGUACUGAGAGACCAACUUCUAUGUCCCCUGAAACAAAAGAGACUCCAUCCCCAAGUAAGACUGAGACAUUUUCAGCUUUACCAAGCACUAGCUCUACGACAACAGUGGAGGACAGCUCAGGAGCACAGACAAGUGAGGUCUCAGCCCAAGAAUCCAAAUAUCCCACAGCCUCCUCAUUGUUCAGCACAGAGACACCAUCAGCUAUGCCAGUCACAGGUGACGACAGGACUGUGACUGGUGGAACGGAGAGUCCCUCAGUAACACCUUUUUCAGGGACACCAGUGGUUGGCACUGUAGUGGGUCCAACAGAUGAGGAUGUUUCAGGUGACCAAGCUUCAACAAUGUUCACCAUGACCUCUCAGGCCACAGCUCCAUCUUCACCAUAUAGCACAGAGGCAACAACAACAAUAUCUUCUGUACCAUUGACUUCAGUUUCACAGGAAAGUGAGAGGAGUACAAGUGGUGAAACCACGACAGUGCAGUCCAGUCCUUCCUUCAGUGAAUCAACAAUAACACCUGACGGAACAUCCCUGCUUUCGACCAUCUUUAUUGAGAGUUCAGGGGACGGCACAACCGAUUUCACUGAUGAGUCCCUUAUUCCAGCAACCACUGCCUCCUCAUUUUCCAGCACUGUGUCUCCAUCUGUUACAUUAUCACUUGCAACUGACACAAGUGGUUCAACCAAAACAUUUGUCACAGCUGCUUCAUCUCUGUACAGUACUGAGAGACCAACUUCAGUGUCCCCUGAAACCAAAGAGACUCCAUCCACAAGUGAGACUGAGACGUUAACAGCUUCACCAAGGUCUAGCUCUACAACAGUAGAGGAGGACAGCUCAGGAGCACAGACAAGUGAGGUCUCAGCCCAAGAAACCAAAUCUCCCACAGCCUCCUCAUUGUUCAGCACAGAGACACGAUCAGCUAUGCCAGUCACAGGUGACGACAGGACUGUGACAGGUGGAACUGAGAGUCCCUCAGUAACACCUUUUUCAGGGUCACCAGUGGUUGGCACUGUAUUGAGUCCGACAGAUGAGGAUGUUUCAGGUGACCAAGCUUCAACAAUGUUCACCAUGACUUCCCAGGCCACGGCUAAAUCGUCACAAUAUAGCACAGAGGCAACAACAAUAUCUUCUGUAACAUCAUCUUCAGUUUCAGAGGAAAGUGAGACGAGUUCAGGUGGUGAAACCACAACAGUGCAGUCCAGUCCUUCCUUCAGUGAAUCAAUAAUAACACCUGACGGAACAUCCCUGCUUUCAACCAUCUUUUUUGAGGGUUCAGGGGACGGCACAACUGAUUUCACUGAUGACUCCCAUCCUUCAGCUACUACGGCCUCCUCAUUUUCCAACACUGGGUCCCCAUCUGUUACAUCAUUCCUUGAAACUGACACAAGUGGUUCUCCAAAAUCAGCUGUCACAGCUGCUUCAUCUCUGUACAGUACUGAGAGACCGACUUCUAUGUCCCUUGAAACUAAAGAGACUCCAUCCACAAGUGAGACUGAGACGUUAUCAGCUUCACCAAGGUCUAGCUCUACAACAGUAGAGGAGGACAGCUCAGGAGCACAGACAAGUGAGGUCUCAGCCCAAGAAACCAAAUCUCCCACAGCCUCCUCAUUGUUUAGCACAGAGACACCAUCAGCUAUGCCAGUCACAGGUGACGACAGGACUGCGACAGGUGAAACGGAGAGUCCCUCAGUAACACCUUUUUCAGGGACACCAGUGGUUGGCACUGUAGUGAGUUCAACAGAUGAGGUUGUUUCAGGUGACCAAGCUUCAACAAUGUUCACCAUGACCUCCCAGGCCACAGCUCCAUCUUCACCAUAUAGCACAGAGGCAACAACAACAAUAUCUUCUGUACCAUUGACUUCAGUUUCACAGGAAAGUGAGAGGAGUACAAGUGGUGAAACCACAACAGUGCAGUCCAGUCCUUCCUUCAGUGAAUCAACAAUAACACCUGAAGUAACAUCCCUGCUUUCAACCAUCUUUAUUGAGAGUUCAGGGGACGGCACAACCAAUUUCACUGAUGAGUCCCUUAUUCCAGCAACUACUGCCUCCUCAUUUUCCAGCACUGUGUCUCCAUCUGUUACAUCAUCACUUGCAACUGACACAAGUGGUUCUCCCAAAACAGCUGUCACAGCUGCUUCAUCUCUGUACAGUACUGAGAGACCAACUUCAGUGUCCCCUGAAACCAAAGAGACUCCAUCCACAAGUGAGACUGAGACGUUAACAGCUUCACCAAGGUCUAGCUCUACAACAGCAGAGGAGGACAGCUCAGGAGCACAGACAAGUGAGGUCUCAGCCCAAGAAACCAAAUCUCCCACAGCCUCCUCAUUGUUCAGCACAGAGACACCAUCAGCUAUGCCAGUCACAGGUGACGACAGGACUGUGACAGGUGGAACUGAGAGUCCCUCAGUAACACCUUUUUCAGGGACACCAGUGGUUGGCACUGUAGUGGGUCCAACAGAUGAGGAUGUUUCAGGUGACCAAGCUUCAACAAUAUUCACCAUGACCUCCCAGGCCACAGCUCCAUCUUCACCAUAUAGCACAGAGGCAACAACAACAACAUCUUCUGGAACAUCAUCUUCAGUUUCAGAGGAACGUGAGACGAGUACAAGUGGUGAAACCACAACAGUGCAGUCCAGUCCUUCCUUCAUUGAGUCAACGAUAACACCUGAAGUAACAUCCCUGCUUUCAACCAUCUUUAUUGAGAGUUCAGGGGACGGCACAACCGAUUUCACUGAUGAGUCCCUUAUUCCAGCAACCACUGCCUCCUCAUUUUCCAGAAUUGUGUCUCCACAUGUUACAUCAUCACUUGAAACCGACACAAGUGGUUCUCCAAGAACAGCUGUCACAGCUGCUUCAUCUCUGUACAGUACUGAGAGACCAACUUCUAUGUCCCCUGAAACCAAAGAGACUCCAUCCACAAGUGAGACUGAGAAGUUCUCAGCUACACCAAGCUCUAGCUCUACAACAACAGUGGAGGACAGCUCAGGAGCACAGACAAGUGAGGUCUCAGUCCAAGGAACCAAAUCUCCCACAGCCUCCUCAUUGUUCAGCACAGAGACACCAUCAGCAAUGCCAGUCACAGGUGAAGACAGGACUGUGACAGGUGGAACGGAGAGUCCCUCAGUAACACCUUUUUCAGGAUCACCAGUGGUUGGCACUGUUUUGAGUUCAACAGAUGAGGAUGUUUCAGGUGACCAAGCUUCAACAAUGUUCACCAUGACCUCCCAGGCCACGGCUAAAUCUUCACAAUAUAGCACAGAGGCAACAACAAUCUCUUCUGUAACAUCAUCUUCAGUUUCAGAGGAAAGUGAGACGAGUUCAGGUGGUGAAACCACAACAGUGCAGUCCAGUCCUUCCUUCAGUGAAUCAAUAAUAACACCUGACGGAACAUCCCUGCUUUCAACCAUCUUUAUUGAGAGUUCAGGGGACGGCACAACCGAUUUCACUGAUGACUCCCAUCCUUCAGCUACUACUGCCUCCUCAUUUUCCAGCACUGGGUCCCCAUCUGUUACAUCAUUCCUUGAAACUGACACAAGUGGUUCUCCAAAAUCAGCUGUCACAGCUGCUUCAUCUCUGUACAGUACUGAGAGACCGACUUCUAUGUCCCUUGAAACCAAAGAGACUCCAUCCACAAGUGAGACUGAGAUGUUAUCAGCUACACCAAGCUCUAGCUCUUCAACAACAGAGGAGGACAUCUCAGGAGCACAGACAAGUGAGGUCUCAGCCCAAGAAACCAAAUCUCCCACAGCCUCCUCAUUGUUUAGCACAGAGACACCAUCAGCUAUGCCAGUCACAGGUGACGACAGGACUGCGACAGGUGAAACGGAGAGUCCCUCAGUAACACCUUUUUCAGGGACACCAGUGGUUGGCACUGUAGUGAGUUCAACAGAUGAGGUUGUUUCAGGUGACCAAGCUUCAACAAUGUUCACCAUGACCUCCCAGGCCACGGCUAAAGCUUCACCAUAUAGCACAGAGGCAACAACAAUAUCUUCUGUAACAUCAUCUUCAGAUUCAGAAGAAAGUGAGAGGAGUACAGGUGGUGAAACCACAACAGCGCAGUCCAGUCCGUCCUUCAGUGAAUCAACAAUAACACCUGACGGAACAUCCCUGCUUUCAACCAUCUUUAUUGAGAGUUCAGGAGACGGCACAACCGAUUUCACUGAUGAGUCCCUUAUUCCAGCAACUACUCCCUCCUCAUUUUCCGGGACUGUGUCUCCACAUGAUACAUCAUCACUUGCAACUGACACAAGUGGUUCUCCAAAACCAGCAGUUACAGCUGCUUCAUCUCUGUACAGUACUGAGAGACCACCUUCUAGGUCCCCUGAAACUAAAAAGACACCAUCAGAAAUGCCAGUCACAGGUGGCAACAGGACCGUGACAGGUGGAACAGAGAGUCUCUCAGUAACACCUUUUCCAAAGACUCCAGUGGUUGGCACUGUAGUGAGUCCGACAGAUGAGGAUGUUUCAGGUGACCAUGUCCAGUCCAUGUUUCCUACCACCUCCCAUGUCACUGUCAGCUCUAGUGUCACAGUUUUUACCUCUAGUAAAACUUCUACCUUCAUUGACAUGGAGAUCUCUGGGGACACACCUGAUCAGUAUGAUUUUGAGUCAAGCACAGAUGGAUCAGGAAUUGAGGGAUCAGCUGAGUCUCCUAAAAGUUUUCAGGAUGAAUUCGUUGUGACCACUGAUGAGGCUGAACUGUUUGAGUCUGAUACAACUUCUCGCAUGUCUCGUCCGUCUUCCUCCACCCUUUCCAGUACAAACACGGAAACUUUUACAGUCACCCAAACACCCCAUUUGACAAGCUCUGAGAAUUAUGUUACCAAGCAGGGUAGUGGUGUCUUCACAGUUGGCACUACAGGAAUGAUCGAUUAUGAUACUGACUCUUUUAAUUUGUCAACUGCAACUGUCCCACUGAAAAGUUCUUCAUCUACCAUUGCCUCAGGUCCCACUGAUAGUACAAGAAUUACGACCUUUCUCAGCUCACAGAAACCUAAAACAACAAUAGUUCUGAGUUCUCAUUCUCAAGCUACAGAGACUUUUACCUCAAAGCCACUGUUGAUAGAGAGGGUAUCUUUUGGAGAAGCUACAGGUGAAACUGAAACUUUAGUUUCAGUUACCCCAACUACUGAUCUAAAGAUUUCCUCAGAUCUGUCUGGAAGUACCACUGACACAGAAAACCCCAUCCCUUUUGAAACAACUGAGACUUCUGGUAAAAGUGAUGUUACUGUUGCUGAGCAAACAAUGCAGUCCUCUUAUACAACUCUUUCCCCACUUACAAUUGGAUCCCCUGUUAAUGAACACACAACAGAUGACUUCAUCACAAUAAGUCCAAGCAGUAAAGAAAAGUAUGAUGGAUUAACAACAAUGACCACUCCCAUACCCUCAAUCAUAUAUCACAGUGUAACAGACCAACAGGUUGUCAUCAUUACUCCAAGUGGAAGCCAAGAAAAGUCUGACUUGAUUGAACAAACACCUACUAUGGUCCUGCAUGUAUCCAAACCUUCAACCAGCAAAACCAUCAUUUUUACAGAGGAAGCAAAAAAUGAAGAUGACUUAUUCUCUACAGUUACAGACACUACAAGGGAUAGAAGCCCCACCACUGAGCUUGUCAUCAAAGAUAGCACAAUGAUUGAUGCAGAUAUUAUGGACAAAGUGCCCUCUUCCUUUUUUCACCCCACUAUCCAGACAGAAGAAGCUGGAGGUGUCACAGCAACAAUGACACAAAAGUUUGUGGUAUCAGAAGAACCUGAAGGUUCAGGCACUGAUAGUGCUACUCCUACGCCGGUAACUUUACACAUCACCUCAGCCAUGGCUUUGUCAUUAGCAUCAACAUCUGUUGAAGGUGCCUCUAGUGUAGACACCUCCAGUGAAGAGUCAGUCACACCAUUGUCCACCCUAGCUCCUGUUGUAUCUACAAACACAAGGUCUGACGAAUCACAUGGUUGGGCUUCACCACAUACAGUGGCCUCCAAAACUUUAAAUACACUGAAAGUUUCAACAGUUCCAUCCCCUAUUGAUGAUGCAACACAAGCCACUGCUCAUGAAGUGAGCUCAAUGGACCAAACUUCAUUUACUACAACAAAAGUGGUUUCUACAUCACCAGUGUCCUCAUUACAAAGUACAACAAAGCCUGAUGUUAUGGUUCAGUUUGUCACCACCUUUAUUCCAGAACAAGAUACAACACCAUCUGAGUUGUCCUUCCAACAAGCCAGGUCUGAAAUCACAUUUACUCAUCACCCCCGCACUAUCUCUGAGAAGUCUAUUUUGUCAACAACCAGUCCAAUGUUACCAGGUGAAGAGACUAGCAAGGAAAUGGAGCUAAAGAAUAAGACUGCCCAGACAGCUGAAGCACCAACCCAAGUACCUAUAACCACAGACGUUUCAACUUAUGCUGAGGGUAGUACAGUUAACGGCAGCGAAGUCAUUAAAACAUCUACUGAUUUUGAAAAAAUAUCUCAUCCAACAGAUCAGGUAGAAUUAGCUAAAGGAACAGAGGAUCCAAAAUCUGAUUUUUAUGACUCUAAAAACCCAGAAGACAAAACUGCAGAGAUUUCUGCAGAAACAUCAGCAGAAAGUUCAGUUGAACCAACUCAUGAGGCAACAACGAUUGAAUUCUCCUUACAAACAAAAAGAAAUCCACCACCAACGGUGUCUUCACUUUUUAGCACUGAAAAACCAUUGGUGGAGUCCACCAGCGUAACUGAAACGGUGCCUACUCCUACAGGAGAUGAGGAAGUGAAACCAACAAGUGCAAGGAAUGAACCACCUCCAGAUACAGACCUCUCCUCACAGAAUUAUGAUCAUGAUUAUCCCCCAGAUUAUGACUCACUGAACCCUAGUUUACUGGAAGUAGCUCCACAAUUUAACAACAAUACAACAUCACAAAAAGUUGUGUUGAUUACUGUACCACCGUCAGUUUCUCAGACAUCUGAGAGCCUUCCUGCUGAAUCAGUGAGCACUACUGAAAGUGGCUCAGAGGAAAACAUUAUUAAGUCACCUGAAGAAGCAGUAGCCAGAACUGUCUUGCCCUCUGCCUCAGCUCCCAUCAGUGUUACAUCUUCUAGUUCUGAGAGUGGUUCAAAAAGCAGCAGCAGCUCAAAAGAAAGUAUGCCCACAGCAAGCACUAUUAAUCUUACAAGUGAAGAGGUUAAGAAAAUAACUUCUGAACAUUUAUCUGUUUCAACUAAGUCACCUGAAAAAGGGUCAAGCAGUUCUUUCAAUUUGGUCUCAGAGGUGACAACUACGAUUACAACAAAGUUCAACAGUUUGGAGGAGCAGUCUCUUUCUCCAGGUGAAAUUAAAACUGUCUACAAGGUUGAUACUACCACAGCUUCAAAGAUGGAGUCUGUUCACCACACUGAAUUGCCCUUAAGGACUUCUACAGAGUUCACAACGACUUCUGCUCCAGAACAAAGCCAGCCAAUGUUUGGUGCAACAGAAGUCACAACUCUAUCUCCUGUUGCUGAGGGGAACAAUAAACUGGACAGUGACAUACUUACACCUCCAUCACCCACUGAAAGAGAUCCACUCCUCAGGGCAAAGGAAACAACUGCACUGCCCGACAUAGGAUUGGGGCACACCAUUGUUGGCGAGACUUUUGAAAUUCCAGAAGGUAACAGAUGUUUGGAAAAUGUUUGUCUAAAUGGAGGAUCUUGCUACCAGAGUGGAAGCAUCUAUACAUGUAGCUGUGCUCCUGGCUAUGGUGGUGAACGCUGUGAAACAGAUAUUGAUGAGUGCCACUCAAACCCUUGCCGAAAUGGAGGUACAUGUGUUGAUGGGUUGGCUUCCUACACAUGUGUGUGUCUCCCAAGCUACUCUGGGCUUUAUUGUGAGGAGGAUACAGAGACAUGUGACUAUGGAUGGCACAAGUUCCAGGGCCACUGCUACAAGUACUUCCCCCAUAGAAGAAACUGGGACACAGCAGAGAGAGAGUGUCGCAUACAUGGGGCGCAUCUCACCAGCAUCCUCUCCCAUGAGGAGCAACAAUUUGUCAAUCGGCUUGGACAGGACUACCAGUGGAUUGGCCUGAAUGAUAAGAUGUAUGACAGUGACUUCCGCUGGACUGAUGGCAGGCCUAUGCAAUACGAAAACUGGAGGCCUAAUCAGCCUGACAGCUUCUUCUCUUCUGGCGAGGACUGUGUAGUGAUGAUAUGGCACGAAGACGGCCAGUGGAAUGAUGUUCCUUGCAACUAUCACCUCACUUACACCUGCAAGAAGGGCACAGUGGCCUGUAGCCAGCCCCCUCUGGUGGAGAAUGCACGCACUUUUGGAAAGAAACGUGAGAGAUAUGAGAUCAACUCGCUGGUGAGAUACCAGUGCAGGCAGGGAUUUAUCCAGCGACAUGUCCCAACUAUCCGUUGUCGUGGAAACGGACAGUGGGACAUUCCUAAAAUCAGCUGCAUGAACCCAUCAAGCUAUCAGAGGACCUUUAUCAGAAGACAUCAACACAAUAGUCUCUACAGCAUCAACAAUUUCAAGAGAUGGCCAGAUGAGGCCUUUCGCUUACAGCUUUACAGGGGAAGGAGAGAUAGAACUGAACAUUGGAGGAAGAGACACUGACCGCCAUUAAACGUGGCACCACUUCCUUUAGAUGAGGACACAUGGCUGAUGCUUGUGUGGAAAGAGGAUUCAAAGGAAAAGCACAAGAGAAAACUCAAAAAAGAAGCGCAAAGUGGAUAACCUACAGUUUUCUUGCAUUAUGGAUAACGAUGGAACUUUAUGAAGUGCCUUUUAUUAAAGAUAUAUUGACAGAUGACUUUUCUGAUCAAGGGGCACUGUUGUAUAACACUGCCAUGGAGGACUUUCAGCUGGCUACUGGAAAAAUAAGAAAAAAUACACCAACUAUUCUUGCUUUAUUUGCAGAAAGAUUUCCAUUCUGUCCAUAGCUCAUCAAAUAAUACAAUCAGGACUGUUUUUUUUAAAUACUUUUGUACACCAACUGUGCUAUUUAAAUCAUCAUAACUGUUCCUUCUUCAUAGGUUGUGAAAUUAUAGCGCUUAUGUGGUGUAAAGAAAUCCAUGAUGUUGUCAUGCUGUUCUAGGCUGGACUGUCAUUUUAACGAUCAUGCAUGCACAUGCAUGUGUACUGAAGUCUUUAUAUUUGUGUUUAUUCUAUGUCAAGCGAUCCAAAUGAGGCACCUGAGAGCACAUAGAGGCACCAGCUGCAAUGAUGGAUCAUGCAAAGACUCACGGUUUACAUUUAGCUUUUUUAUUUUCUACAGCCAGUUGAGCUUAAGAUCAGCAGAAAUAGAGAAAUAAUGAUGUGUGGCUUUUAUUAAAAAGACCUUGCAUGUAGAGGCAGCUCUCAAAGGAAAGAAAACGAUCAUAAGCUCAGAGUCUUGCAAAUACAAGGUAUUUUGUUAGAUUCCUAGAGGUUCAAAAGUAUUGCAGAAUCUUUUCCAUGAUGUUCAGCAGUUGCAUGCAUCAGCAGUGACUGACUGACACGCCUAUCCAAAGAUAGAAACGAAACGGAUGUUUUUUAAUGAAAGAAGGGAUGUGUGGCUCUAGUAGCCUAGAUUUUCUGCUUCUCCUUUUUUAAUGCAUAGCUUCAAACUAGUUACUACAGCAUGUUUACAAUGAGUGUAAUGCUGUUCAUGGUAACAAACCAAUCAUCUGUUGCUCUUUUGCUGUUUUAUUCUGCAAUCUUAACAUAUCUGUUAUUGUGGUUAAUUGGAAUCAAGCGUUGAGAGAAUGUAUUUUGUGAAACAAUCAAAAGACUUGAACGUAACAGGCAGAGAUGCAUAUAAUUUAUUUUCAAGCUGCUCUUGAUCUCCUCACUCGGUUUAUACUCACAUGAAAAAAAAUGAUGCUGUCAACUGGCCCAGCAGUGUUCUUCAUAUAUCUUUUUUUUAUGCACAACAGGAGAUCAGCCACAGUCUCAGACUGUUUUAAAGGGAAGAUGACACAAUGGAUUUGAGACUUUGUACACCUUUAAUGCCAACAGUGGACCAAAGAAUAUAGAGGGCCCCAUCGGCUGCAAUAAUGUUCUGUAACUUUAACUAUCUUUGUUUGUGUUGACAAGUGGAUGGUGAUCUGUCUGUCACCAGCCUUUUUUUAAACUGAAAAAUGUUUUCUGUCUGCCUGUGAAUGUCUAUGUGUGUUUUAGCCUUUAUGUGCAUAUAACAUCUUUUUAUAUUUAUAACAGGUUGUUUUUUAUUUUACAAUGUGAAUGUCUGGGAUGUUUUUUUAGUGAGAUCAAACUGUUUUUCCUGCUUUAAAUCACCAA
This is a messenger RNA of Cheilinus undulatus (humphead wrasse), 19413 nucleotides long. RefSeq names its product serine-rich adhesin for platelets-like. Gene Ontology annotation, cellular component: external side of plasma membrane. The record is from RefSeq and is a predicted model, not a curated record. The coding region runs from base 88 to 17748 and encodes 5886 amino acids. The transcript has 9 exons. Gene Ontology annotation, biological process: biological process involved in interspecies interaction between organisms. Gene Ontology annotation, molecular function: carbohydrate binding; calcium ion binding. Lineage: Eukaryota; Metazoa; Chordata; Actinopteri; Labriformes; Labridae.